GCCGCGCUCCCUCGCCGCCGAGCGCCGUGAGCGCCUCAUCACGCGCCCUGUACUACUAUGCGACUCGCGUGCCGCGCUCUCUCGUGUUGUGGUGCUUUAUGAUGGUACGGCAUGAGACUGCCAGAUAUGCGGACGUUCCGUGAAAGACGUGCUGCCGAAAUCACCACCGCCACAAGUGGGCGGAGAGACGGGACGCGUCCUAGGCUGCUCAGGUGAGCGGCCCUUCGCAUCUCACGCCGCCCGUUGCACGCUGGCUAAAGACGCUGUGAUCUCGGGGUCGAUAAGGUAGGGUGUGGUGUACCGUGAAGUUGGCAGCAGGGUGUGGUGAUGGAGGUGGUAAUACUGAGAGCGAGAGCCCAACUGAAUCGUCUCGUGUCGUCCGGAGAAAGGCGCGCGGGCGGCGGGGAGCGCUCGGGCCGGGCGGGGGGCGGGGCGGCGGCGGCGCGGGGGGGCGCGGGCCGCGAGCGCGCCGCCAGCAUGGCGCCGGCACCGGCCGCGCCCGCGCCGGCGUCCGCCGCGCCCUGGCUCAACGCCACGCUCGUCUACAACGCCACCAGGCUAAACGCCACUUUCGACACCGACUUCGACCUGCUCAACUCGAACUCGACAGAUGAACACCACCACUGGUUCUGUGCAAAGUGGACCAACGCCCAACAAGAUCUCUUUCAGGCGGCAAACUUAUGUUUUGCGAUCGCGUUCCUAGCACCAAAGAGUUUCAAGCAGAGUAUACUAGUGUUGCGGGCGCUGGCCGCGGCCGGCGCCGUGCUGAUGGGACUGUGGGCCGGCGCUGAGGUGUGCGCGCCCGACGUGCUCGCCUGGAGCCUGGCACUGGUGCUCGUCAACUCUAUACACACUGUGUUUUUAAUAAUAAGGUUCCUCCCGCCAGCGUUAUCACUCGAGCUGACGGAUCUAUACCUGAAACUGUUCAAGCCUCUGAAAGUGAACAAGAAGCACUUCACAGAACUGACGCGUGAAGCCAGGAUAGUGCGGCUCGACCCGGGGGAGGCGUACGCCGUGGAAGAAGUCACGCCCGCCGACGAGAGACUCUCAAUACUUUUAAAGGGAAAGAUGCGAGUAAGCUGUGACGAGACACAUCUUCACUUCAUACAGCCUUACCAGUUCGUUGACUCGCCGGAGUGGGAGGCCAAUCGUGAACAAUCCGAUGAUGUCUUCCAGGUGAGCGUGAUCGCGGAAGAAGUGUGCACGUGCGUUUGCUGGCCGCGCAUGCGCCUGGAGCGCGUGUUGCGUCACCGCCCCGCACUCAAGGUCGUGCUCGACUGCCUUAUAGGCAAAGAUAUAACGCAUAAGCUGUAUUCAGUGAGUGAGGGUCUGGGCGCUGGCGUGGCGGAUCAUGAGGGUCAGCCAUCACACCUGACGCGCUCCGCCAGCGUCGACGCCGUACACGAAGGCACGCGCGGCAGGCUACGUAGCAGUGCGUGGCGCGCAAGAAGCACUAACACUAAAGGAACAUCAUACUGGCAACCAAUGGUAGCCCGUCAGUUCCUACGGCAAUCACCGUUCGGGCGAGUAGCGCAGCCUCCGCGACUGCUGACACAGGCGUCGUCGGCCAGCCUGCAGCCGGCAGCAGCGGCGCGGCGGCGCAGUCCCCCGCGGCGGAGCACGUCGUUCCGACGCGGGCGCGAGGUGAAGUUCGCGGAGAUGACGGUCGCGCCGGAGCCGGCGGUGUGACGCGGGCCGCGGCUCCAGCCCGAGCUGGUGCCGCUCGUCUCGCCACAGACCUUCUCCCCCACUCACACGUCGCCCUCUAUCAAGUCCCCCUGACCGCAGGCUGAGCGAACGUUCGCGCCUCAUACCACUGAUUUCUAAGUAACCUUCGUCGUACUCUGUGCCUGCAUUCAAGUACUGUUACAAAACACGUGAGAGAUAUAAACUAAGUGGAAUGCGGCACACUACGAUUUCCCGUUAUAAGUUUCGUUCACAAAAAGAGCUUCCUGUUAUAUAAUACUUAAUAAGUAUUUAUUUUGUUAUUUGUAUAACGUUUUCUCGUUCGCUCGAAAUAACAUUAGCACAGUGAAACUAUGAACAAUGAAUAAGUGAAAUAGUGUAAGUUGAAUAUGACAAAUUAUUAGGAGUGAUGGUGUUACAUUGUAUUUAUCGUGUGAGAAAGUAGACUAGCGUCGAUGUACCGGCAGUGUACAUUGUUACAAAGUACGCCGCUACUACCAACGCUCAAAUACACAAGAGAACACUAAGUUAACGUGCAAAAGUUUUAUAAGACCAUAACGACGCAAAAUGAGCGAUUAUUGUUCCAAACUGAAACACUGAUAGAAUAAUGGAAUUGUAAUAAUACCUAAUUUUUAGCAAUUAACAAUUCAAAUGUGGAAUUCUAAAAGUAUUUUAAUGUUAAAGUAAUUAAUUGUUUAUUAGUGUUAAGAUGUGUUAAAUUCGUGAUAAAAUAUUAAAGUUACUGCGCGAAUUUAUAUUAAAUAUUAUCAAUAUGAUUGUAUACAUUCAUCAAUAAUGUGCUAUUUCAUCAUUCAUCUUCUGUGACGAAGGAAUUCAAGCUUAAACGUAAGUCGCCAAGAUUAUUUCGUUGAAGAAAAUGUCAAUACAUUAAUAAGUGCCUGUUGUGUAGUGAAGUACAAUCAGCAAAGUUCCAGUGAUACCAUCUACAGCACCGCAUUAUAAUAUUCGUAGCGUGACGUCAACACUGCUUAAUAUAAUCGUACUUAUUCACAAAUAACUGAUGGUGAGUGCUGGUCUUUCUGCUGUGUGUACAUGCGCAAUGUAUUAUGUUUAAAUAUAUAUAUACUGGACAAUGACCAGAUCAGUUUACAGCUUUUAAACGACAACUCAUACACGAUGCACGAAUACUAAAUAGAUUUAUCUGUUACUUUUAAUCUCAAGAUCUAAAUAUUCUACGCUUUGUCAGUUUAGCACCCUAUCGUAGGUAACAAAGCUAGGUACUUGCUGUUUGUUAACAUUUAUUUAUUUAACACGGGUAUGCGCGUGAAAGAUCCUAUUGAAAACUACAACGAAAUUAGGUCUUUUGUGUAACGUCGGAAUAUUAGAAAGCUUUUGUCGAUGUCGAUAGAGAAACUUUGGAACAUUAUAUUUUCAGUAUUAGAUGAAAAUGUUAUACCUACUCAUUAACAUUCAG
Molecule: messenger RNA, 3121 nt
Organism: Trichoplusia ni (cabbage looper)
Lineage: Eukaryota; Metazoa; Arthropoda; Insecta; Lepidoptera; Noctuidae
Product: blood vessel epicardial substance-like
Exons: 8
Coding region: 328-1689 (453 amino acids)
Cellular component (GO): sarcolemma
Molecular function (GO): cAMP binding
Source: RefSeq, a predicted model, not a curated record